AUGCGCGCAGCAUGCGACGCCUGCAGGCUCCGCAAGGUCAAGUGCGUGGAACAAGGCGCGCGGUGCGCCUUCUGCACCUCGCUAGACAUCCAGUGCACGGUCACUGCGCGAACGCGCAAGCGGCGUACCUCGCCCGGCUCCAUCGCGCCAGCCGCCGGCGUGCGCAAGCCCCCAGCAGCUGCUGCACCCCCGCCACCACCAGCAGGGCCCUCGCGCCAGCCGUCAUCAAGCUCGAUAAGCACGCCAGCACACCCACCGCCCAGGCCCACUGCCGCUGGGCCGCGAUCGCGCCUGCUCGGCGUGCAGGGCCUGACGCGCGCCGCGCUCGACGGGUGCCUCGAGGCCUUCUUCUCGACUGUUGGGCGCGUGUUCCGCCCCUCGCUCCCGCAGGACGUGUUCCUCCCCCGUGCGCAGGUGGCGCUGUACCACGCUGCAGGGCUCCCCGUGCCCCCCGAGCUCGGUGACACGCCGGCAGCGAGCAAGCUGCUUAUCUUGGCGGUAGCGUGCUGCGGCGCGCCCUUCUCGCACAGCUAUGCGGCGCUCGCCGAGCCGCUGUACAACCACUGCCGGAUGAUCCUCGCGCAGAAGUCCCUGCUGUCGGCCGCGUCGGCCCUCGACGCCAUCGACGCCGUCCUGCUCCUCUCUGAGCUGUACGUCCGCUCGCGGCACGCUGCGAGCGGCACGCGUGCGAGCCCGACCACGCUCGACCCGCUCGGCAAGGGCACGGUCGUCGACCUCAUGUUCUACCACAAGCUGCAUAUCCCGCUACCCGACUCGCCGGACCACAUGCGCCGCCAGACGCUGUUUUGGACAGUGUACAUCCACGACGCGAUACGCUCGGCCUCCGCGCACACAUGCUACCGCAUCGUCGACGAGGACCACGCGUGGCCCAAGCUCGUCGAGUCGGAAGCGUUCCCGUACGCGACGCUCACGCUCAACACCCGGCGGAUAUGCGAGGUGCACCUCAGUGCCAGGGCCAAGGGCGCCGGGUUUGGCGACGACGAGGUGCAAGCCACGCUGGCCGAGCUCUCAGCGCUCGGGCCAAAGCUCACCGUGUCCAUCGCGACGAUCGAGGAAGCGUGCACAGGUGACGGGCCGUCGCCGGCCACUCCGAGCCAUGCGUACCGGCCUCUCACCGCCGUCGAGCAGCUCUUCCUGCUCAGCAUGAGCAAGUGGCUGCACGUCGUCGUGUGGGUCGCGGUGCAGGAGAAUGAGGAGCGACAUCCGGGGCAAAUCAGCCCGGCCGUCCGCGCCGCCGUAGAAGCAGCGACCAUGGCCGCGUGCGAGGUCAUGGCGCGCCUCGCCGAGAUGUGCACCCAGUACGCACUGCACGUGCACGCGCCAAGAAGUAUCCGCAACCACAUGGCGAGCUUCACCCUCUUCCUCGUGCGCGCAUUCAAAGCCAUCGACAAGCCGAGCGUCGCUGAGUCAUCAAAAUACUUUGCCCUCGCCGAGACGCUCAACCGCGGUAUACGCGGCGCGACAGCGUACCCGGAUUCAAUAGCACUGGCCGACACGCUCCGCAUGGCGCUGUACCAUGCGAGCGGGGUACAGACAACCGACGCAACGCGGGUCGCGGAGCGCGGCCUGCCUGCGCUGCAGGGCGAGAGCCUGCCCGCCGAGAUUGCCCCGACGCCACUGCCAAGCGCUGUCGGCGGCGCCGCAGAAGGCGAAGAUGUUUCUUCGCCACACAUCCUGCCAGAACAACCAGCAGCAGUGCUUGGCGCCGCCAUUGCAUCUGCGCCUCUUAGUGCCCUGUUCUCGUCCACUUCGCCUGCGAGUAUCCCCACCCCGGGCGGGUGGGCAGCGUACAGCAACGUACCCUUCGACCCUGAGACUGGGCUUGAAGGCCACCCGCUCGAUUGGGCCGACUUGGUCUUUACGCUCAAAGAGUGCGGGUUUGGCUUGCCUAUCGCGCCGAACUGA
This is a messenger RNA of Vanrija pseudolonga, 1926 nucleotides long. RefSeq lists its product as uncharacterized. Gene Ontology annotation, molecular function: zinc ion binding; DNA-binding transcription factor activity, RNA polymerase II-specific. Lineage: Eukaryota; Fungi; Basidiomycota; Tremellomycetes; Trichosporonales; Trichosporonaceae. The coding region runs from base 1 to 1926 and encodes 641 amino acids. Gene Ontology annotation, biological process: regulation of DNA-templated transcription. The record is from RefSeq and is a predicted model, not a curated record. The transcript has a single exon.